Molecule: messenger RNA, 927 nt
Organism: Naegleria lovaniensis
Lineage: Eukaryota; Heterolobosea; Eutetramitea; Acrasida; Naegleriidae
Exons: 3
Coding region: 1-927 (308 amino acids)
Biological process (GO): proteolysis
Molecular function (GO): metallopeptidase activity
Source: RefSeq, a predicted model, not a curated record
AUGACUUCAUUCAUUCCGCCCGUAAAAUCCUUGAGAGAGAAGGCUUUUGAGAUCAACACAGUGGAACCCAACAAGGCUGCAAUUUAUACAGACGAUGAUUUUGAUCCAAUGACCAAGCCGAAGAGAAAUUCAUGGCUUGCCGAACACAAGGAAUAUGGACAAAGUUUUAACGCGUACAAGAAUACUUCUUUCAAUCGGAUCAAAAAAUCAAAACAGAAUGUGAUUUACAUCUGCCCUCUUGAGCAAUUCUCAGAAGAGAAUCCAACAAAAUGUCCUUCACUUACAGUUUUGAUCAAGUUUUUACAAGCUUUUUAUAGUGGUGUUGAGGUUAAAGUAUUAAACUCAACUUCUACAAGCUCCAAACCUCAAUUCACCUCCAGAAUGAAUGACUCUGUGCUGCAGUACAAAACCGGAGAUAUUUUAAAUUAUUUGAAAAAGAUCAUUCCCAAAGAUGCUUAUUGUGUGUUAGGCCUGACCAUGGUCGAUCUAUACCCUGACGAUUCGUGGAACUUUGUGUUUGGAAUUGCUAGUCUUGAGAAUAGGGUUGGAGUAUUCAGUUUUGCGAGAUACCAUCCAUCGUUUUAUGGUGAUCAUAAUCUUUCUUCGUUUGAGAUUGAAAAACUUCUUUUGAGGAGAAGUUGCAAAGUUGCCUCUCAUGAAAUUGGUCACAUGUUUGGAAUCAAGCAUUGCAUUUUCUAUCAAUGUGCAAUGAAUGGUUCGAACCAUAUGGAUGAAUCAGAUUCGAGACCUAUUGAGCUCUGCCCAGUAGACCUUCGCAAAUUGCAGUACUGCAUUGGUUUUGACGAGUUGGAGCGAUACAACAACAUGUUGAACUUUUUCAAAGAGCAUGCUGAUAUCUUUCCCGACCAAAUUUCUUGGUUUGAAAAACGUCUCGAGAAGAUUAGAGCUCGAAAACAACAGCAGUAA